GUGUGAACCACUACUUUUUUUCUCUGCUUCUGCUGCUGCUUCUGCUGCUGCCUCCACAUCCGCCUGUGCCACCAUGUCAACUACCAAAGUCUCGUAAUCCUGCAGGUUCGUCGACAUCAUUCGAUAAUUCCAUCUUCUCUUUUUCGUUAUCCACAAUGAUGGCUAUGUCUUUGAGUCUUCUGUGAGGGCCAACACAAACUCCUCCCUCAUCACCUUCAGCGACGCGGUCGCGACUGCCGUCGCGGGUUCUAGCCCACAAGGAAGUCGCACACGCACACACGCGGAAGGAAGGCACACCGAUAGUUGGCAUCUUAUGCACAUGCGCCUUCCCCGGCACAUGAACUUGAUCAGAUAAACUCUUUCUUUACCACCACCUCCACCUCGACCACCUCGACCAACACCAUCCUAUCCUCACCUUCGCCUCUUCACCUGCUCGAUGUCAUAUCCUUACCCUAUCCCUGCCACGCCCAGGGUCAUUUCUCCAUCUCCAACCCCAUCCGAAGCCUCCGACCUACAAGAUUCUUAUUUCGCUCCGGUCACGAGAUCUGCCGCCAAAUCUCAAAGACAGAAAUCUCCUCAUCCAGAACCAAUUCAUGAAGAGAAAGAUGGCUCCGGGUCAGAUUCGAGUAUUGACAAGAGAGCCCGAGCCCGGUCGAGAAGUCCUAUCUUGACACAAGCCACACAGUUGAAUGGUACCACCGGCAAGCGAAGGCGCAUGAGCGGCCUCACCACCAAGACCCCAGUUGCCAAAUCCGAACCACUAACCAACGGGUCCAUCCUACCGUCCCAAUCCAACGGCCAUCUAUCUCCCUACGAUCGAGUCAAAAAAUCAUGGCGCGAGUUCUCCCGUUCACCCUCACCGCUCGGCUUGAUCCCCUUGCACCGUCAUUAUCGCACCUUUAUUCAUAAACACGAAAUCCCCCGCAAAGCCCUCCAUGUCUCCAUCGGCUUUUUCACCCUACGCUUUUAUACAUCAGGAUUGCAGACCACCGCCAUCACCCCAUGGCUGUUAGGUGCUCUUGCCAUCAUUGCCCCGACAGAUCUUCUCAGACACCAUUCCGACCGCUUCAACAGGUUCUACAUCCGCGUCUUGGGGGCUUUUAUGCGUGAGACCGAAGUUGAUGGGUAUAAUGGUGUGAUCUGGUAUCUGGUCGGUGCUGUGAUCGCCCUCCAAUUCUACCCCAAAGAUAUCGGUGUCAUGUCUAUCCUCCUUCUCUCUUGGUGUGAUACCGCCGCCAGCACCUUUGGUCGUCUCUACGGCCGUUAUACUAUCCGCCUACGAAGAGGCAAAUCCCUUGCAGGUUCUCUUGCCGCAUUCGCCACGGGUGCACUCGUCGCUCUAUAUUUCUGGGGUUGGUUGGCGCCUAGAACAGGACCAUUCCCAGAUGAUCCUGCCAACGGAUUCAUGUAUCAGAACAGACUGUCUCUACCCUCGCAGGUCAAGGAACUCCUCGGUUGGGGACCGGACCAGGGAGUAUUGGUGGGCAACCCAGCCUUGGCAGUCAUGAGCGUCUGCACCGGGCUAGUCGCCAGUCUUUCCGAGCUGAUAGACAUCUGGGGAUGGGACGACAACCUGACCAUUCCUCUUCUCAGCAGUGCAGGACUGUGGGCGUUUUUACGGUUCUUUGGAUGAAACAGGGCAUCAGACUGAACGCAAACAUACUCGCAAGAGGUAGCUGGAGGGGUGGGAAUGUGAUUUCAUGUCAUUUUCGUUUUUUCAUAGCAAGCCGCGACAUCUCCCAGGUUGAUGCAUAUGUGUAUAUUUCUGUGUUGGGUUGGACAAGUGAUAUAGUUGAGGGUCCUGAAUGUCCCACGAGAGGCAUGAGUUCACGACUUAAGAUACCUUGACCUCUAAGAUGUUGAAGUGAUUGAGUGGGUGGUGGAAAUGCCCAGUAGAUAGAUAACCUCUAAGAUGAGAUAUUCCAAUCCAAACAAUUCCAACAAUGAAA
Exophiala mesophila is the source of this 1949-nucleotide messenger RNA. RefSeq lists its product as uncharacterized. The transcript has a single exon. Gene Ontology annotation, cellular component: endoplasmic reticulum membrane. Gene Ontology annotation, biological process: phosphatidic acid biosynthetic process. The coding region runs from base 437 to 1633 and encodes 398 amino acids. Gene Ontology annotation, molecular function: ATP-dependent diacylglycerol kinase activity. The record is from RefSeq and is a predicted model, not a curated record. NCBI's taxonomy places the organism in Eukaryota, Fungi, Ascomycota, Eurotiomycetes, Chaetothyriales, Herpotrichiellaceae.